Brachypodium distachyon (stiff brome) is the source of this 1586-nucleotide messenger RNA. Its product is annotated as protein starmaker-like. The record is from RefSeq and is a predicted model, not a curated record. The transcript is spliced from 7 exons. NCBI's taxonomy places the organism in Eukaryota, Viridiplantae, Streptophyta, Magnoliopsida, Poales, Poaceae. The coding region runs from base 1 to 1404 and encodes 467 amino acids.
AUGGUACCUCGUGUCUUAUUUGUCCUGCUAAUGUACUAUACAUGUAAAGUUGUACUUAAUAUCAUGGAUAACAUAAAAGAGAAAGUUCGUGCACGCAUCAAGGAUGCUUCAAAAAUUCAAGCUCCAAAGAGUCGUGGCAGCCCCACCAAGACCAAGACCAAGACCAAGACCAAAAAGAGUACUGAGGUGAAGCGCAAGGGCUGCCCCCUCGACGCUGAUAAGAGCUUGCCAUCAUUAGUUCUUGAUGCUGAGAUCAAUGGACAAAAAGAAAGGAAAACAUUGCUUAUCACAGUGAAAGUACAAGGAUGCAUAACAGAAGCUUCAGAAAUUGGUGCAAAGAGUAUUCAGACCGAGUCCAAAGCACACGGAAGCCCCACCAAAACCAAGCCCAAGAAGAGCACCGAGGUGAAGCCCAAGGGCUGCCCCCUCGAUGAAGAUAAGAGCUUGUCAUCAGUAGUUCCUGAUAAUGAGGUAGCAGAGCUUAAGGAUGUCCAUUCUAAAUCAAAGCGCAAGGAGAGCACUCUGAAGGACAGCCCGACCAAGGGCAAGCCCAAGGGCAUCCCUAAGACGAAGCCCAAGGGCAGCCCUAAGAUCAAGCCCAAGUGCAGCCCCACCAAGGACAAGCCCAAGUACGACCUCUCUAACUCGAAGGCCAUGGAAAGUCCUCAUAAGUACAGAGCUGCUGGAGCUGGAAGUCUAAAGAAGUUCAAACCUAGUGGAAGUCCUAGUAAGGUUAAGCCCUCCGGAAGCCCUCCCAUGGCAGAUCCAAUGAGCGGUUCCUCAGAGUUCAAGGAAACAGAUAGGCCUUCGAAGUCUAAGAGAACUACAUCAGCAGUUAUAACUGACCUUGCACAGAGUGCUGAGGAGAAGGUGAAGCUUGCGACAGAUAGUGCUGAGGACAGGGUGAAACUUGCGAAGAGAAUUGUAGCUGUCUUUAAGGAUGUAGCCUCAGUAGCUGGAAGUAUUUCUGCCAGAGCAAUUAUUAUUAAGACUAACUAUGAGAAACUUAGGGAUUUGGUAAAAGAUCUGAAGCAUAACAAGAAUAAGGAAAUGGACACAAAGACUGAAAUAGAUGAAGCUCAAGCAGUGGAGUCCCAUGCCGAAGAGAAGACCGACUCGACUGGCGUAACAGAUGCUUCUAAGAAUGACUCUGAUACUGAAAAGGUCAACUCAAAUACAGAAGUGGAUGCAAAGUCGGUGCAAACAGUGGAUUCUCCUGAGGAAGAAGCAAAGACUGAGUCAUCUUCCUUGGAGGAGGAUGAUGCUGAAGAUUAUGAAGGCAAUCCAGCUGCUGCUCCAGAUGCUUCUCAAGAUGAGGGUGAUACAGAAGAGACCAUUGACGAUACUCACAAUAAAGUGCAAACUUGGUGGGAGGUACUGCAGAACAUAAUCUACGAAAACUAGCAACGCAACAUCAAAAGCUACUCCCGUUCCAGGUCCAAAAUAGCAGUCUGCGAAUGACAAGAAAUACUGCCAGUAUUAGGUGUAGAUAAUAGAUGAGAAAUUGCCAGUGGGUGGCACUAUCGCUGAAAUAACAUUUGGUGUAUUUUGUAACAGGAAUUCUGAGGGACCAACUGCAGUUAGAA